AAGACUGCGGAUAAAAAUGUCACUUAAAUACGACUAACCAUAGAAAACGUCGUGUUUUUAUUAUUUAAAUUCUGUAUGACAAUUAUCGAUAACUCUGAUAAAUAAUUGCCAGUAUAAAACGUUCAACAACAAAGAUGCUUGAUGUUCACGCAUCAAUCAGUUUUGAAUAUUCCCGCUUUCGAGCUUCUACGACUCCAUAUAUCGAUACCUAUCUUUCGAUGUCUCGAUAGCCUCGUACUAUCGCCCAGUGUCCUAAUGGCCGCCGUAGUGUUUCCCCCACUCCAACAUGACCGUAAAAAGCAAUAUAGCGAGGUAAUCGAGGUGUCAACGGAGGCGAGGCACCGUCGGGAACUGGCAUUUUGCGGCACUCGCGUCACGCUCAUUUGGCGUCCUGCACUCGAGGCUGGACACGCGUUCCCCGUCCACGGCGAAAUUGAAGGUUAUCGUCGACAGCUGAUCGCCGUCCCGUCCACGCAAGUAGAUCCGGGCAACUUCUUGCGGCUGCGGCUUUCCCAUUCCGAUGUUUUGAUACGUUUCCUACUUUGUUUUCCCUCUCUCUUUCUUUCUCUCCCUUUGCUUCUGCUCUCGCUUUCCCUCUCUCACCUCCUUCGUGACACGUUCCCUUCGUGUUUCCACCAGAGGAUGUCCGGCUCGAAGCCUUGACCAUUUCAAGGACCCGUUCGGGAGUCCCCGUCAAGGAGUCCCAAGGGAGAGUGUGUUAGCAGACGAGUCAAUUCGGGAUUUCUUGUGCCGUGCUCAUCAUCUCGUGAUAGAUAUGGAAUAUACUCUCCCUGCAAGUAAUACACGAUGCAAUUGCUCAAAAGAUAAUGUGAUACGUGCGGAUGAUGACCUGUGUGCCGUUGAACGACAGUGAGGUGAAUACACUGCCAUGGGGUGGACGACAUCCACCACGGCAUGGGUCGUCAUAUGGAGUUGCUUGCUGCGGAGCUUCGAUUUGGCUCCUCAGGCAUCUCCGAAGCAGGCACCGUGCGAUAAGACCAGAAAGGUCUUCACAGACUCAUGGGGAAUUAUAAGCGAUGGGCCUAUAGACUCGAAUUACACUCAAGACUCCCACUGCGAAUGGCUCAUCAAAGCUAAUCAUAGUCGUCAGUUUAUUACGUUAAAUUUUCGAAAUAUGGGCACAGAAUGCAGCUAUGACUACGUAUUCGUAUAUGACGGGGAUUCCUUCCGUUCCCCGCUUCUGGGUAGCUUCAGUGGUAAGACGGAACCGCAGCAAGUGAUGUCGACGUCUGGUUACAUGUUGAUAUUAUUAUAUAGCGAUACAAAUUACGUACUAAAAGGUUUCCAUGCCGAGUUCUCGGUCUCGGAUUGUCCAAACAAUUGCACUCGUCAUGGCAAGUGCAUCAACAAUACAUGUUUCUGCGAGAAUGACUGGGGUGGUAAAGAUUGCUCCCGUCCUCUCUGUCCGAACAAUUGUAGCCACGCCGGUGUCUGCGGAGUAAAGAGAUGCGAGUGCCACAAGGGAUACUCCGGGCAAUCUUGUUCGUUGCACAAAACCCAUCCAAAGGGAAACUGGUGGUAUUGGCUUUCGCAUUCGGAAGGUGGACUAAGACCACGCGCAGCUCAUACCGCGGUCUAUAUCGAAGAAACAGAUUCAUUGUACGUUUUCGGCGGCUACGAUCUCAAUUACAUACUGAGCGACUUGGAGGUGUACAGGUUUAGCACGAGUCAGUGGGAAGACGAAUAUGGGAACGUACUAGAGGGUGCCACAUCCGCCGAGUAUCUGGAUCCCAUGUUGAUCGCUAGCGAAUUACGUGGUCCUGGCGCAAAGGAGACAUACGGCCUAUCAACGUCGUCCUUGAUGUGGAAGGUGCUUUACGGCAUCAAGGAGAACAUUACGUUACUCGACCGGACCGUUGACGGUCAGCAUGGUGUGCGAGAGUUCAGGAACAUGCCUAAGGACAAUGAAAGUGAGAGGAGUAGAAGCACCAUCAGAAUCAGCCGGAAUGAUGAUUCCAGAAGAAAGCAUCCGCGAAACGUGCGACCACGAUACUCGCAAAUGUCAACAAGGUACCGCAGGAAUCUGGAAGAUUUAUACAGGGAACAUCACGUGACCAACAUAGAAAACGGUGACAUGAAAUGGGAGGAGCAAGUGGUAGCGGGUCCCGCGGAGGAUAACAUCUUUAUGCAAGAAUUUAUGGACCCGAAACUAACGACGAGCGAGCCACAGAAAGAGGAAGUCACCGAACCGACCAUUGACGAAUCACCCAAACCGAGUCCUCGAUAUGGCCACGCUGCGUGUAAAUACCAAGAUGGCUUUGUAAUUUAUGGAGGAAAAGUGCAAGACGGUUCUUUGUCGGACGAAUUGUGGCACUACAAUGUACACAAGCGCGUGUGGACUUUACGCGCAAAGGGUGCUCCUUUCUACCCUCCCAAACUCACAAGGCACACUUUAACUUUGGCAGGCAAUUAUAUUUAUUUGUUUGGAGGUAGCACCGUUGAUGGAGAGUUCUCGUCUAGUCUGUACAAAAUCAAAUUAAAUUUGUCGGAUCCUACAGCGACUACUGAGAGAUGGACGGAAGUGCGACCCCGAGGUGGUAAAGAACUCGAUGUGCGUAUGGUUGCGCACUCGACCGUUUAUCAUCGCGCCACCAACACUCUAGUGGUGUACGGCGGCGUCGUCGCCAGUGUAGCCCGCUUCAGCAAGCUAUCGGACCGGAUGUUUGUUUUCCAACUGGACAGGAAGCUCUGGUCCGAGAUCCAUUAUGCAACGGCGCCCUUGAGGGAACCAUAUGUGCCGAGAGAACGUGCAUUUCACACAUCUAACAUCAUAGGAAAUUAUCUGGUAGUAUUCGGCGGAUAUUCUCACAAGCAUAACAAAGAGGAGAUCUGUUACGAUAACCAGAUAUACUUUUAUCACCUCGGUUGCCAUACUUGGUUAAAUCACGAAGUGCUGGGCAAUAGCAGUAUCAUUCCUCAUUACCCUAAACAACAAGGCGUGUUUGCUCACGCGGCCGACGUGCGCAACGGCAACACCUUGUUGCUCGUCGGUGGAUACCACGGUAACGUAAACGCAGAUUUGAUAGCGUACACUUUGCCACCCAUGUUAGUACCGGGAGACAAGGACGAUUUCGAACCGGAGCAACUCUGUGCGAGGCAUAAGACUUCCAACGAGUGCGUUUCAAAUCCCGAAUGUGGCUGGUGUGCCACGGAUGAGAUGUGCUACGGUCGCACAUUAGGCAGUAACUGUACGACGAAUCUGCAAGCAUCGCGCUGCCUGGGCAUCUGUCCCACCCUAGGCGACUGUCACUCCUGUCUGAUACACGGCCAACCCGACGAUGGCUGGAGCACAAAUAAUCGCGGUAAGAAAUCCGUUUCGAGCAAACUAAAUUUGGGCUCGUGUACAUGGUGCGUCCAGAACGCACGCUGCCAUCCCAAGGACGACAAUUACGGCGUAUGCGGGCUGCGUGACGAUUCAGCCUCACAGAUUCAAGGCUGGUGGGGCCCGAAAGGCACGGAGAUCACCAAGGUCGAGGAAUGUCGGGAGAUGGACAAAAGACCGGGCUUGACUUUCCUCAAGUACAAUCCGCCGGUGAACUUCAGUCAACCCGAUUCGGUCAGCAUAGUGAAUGCGACCACGGUCGAUUUCAACGUGCCGUCCAUGCAGGGCGCAAAGACCGAGUCAGCGCUGGGCGGCGAAAUGAUCGCUAAGUUGACUGGCUUCCUUAGACCGCCUUCCACUUGGAACUCUUCGGAGCAACUGAAGAUCUGCGUUAGUUACAACAGUGCGGCGCUACGCAUGUCGCGAAAUGAUGAUCCCGAUAAAUUGGAACUGGUUGCUAAUUUAACCGCGGAGACGCCGCAGUGCAUACAAAUGAACUGGUCGAAUGGUCAUCCAAUGGAGCUACAACCGGGCCGUUAUCAAUUAGACUUUGAAUCAAAGAGAAUGGUAACAGCGAGCUAUGCUGCUUCGAGCAAAAUGGAGAUCACGCAUACCAAGAAGAAUCGCAAACCGGAAGAAAAAGGGCAAAACAAGAAAGAAGAGAACAAUUCGAAAGUCUUUACGUUCGAGUACCUGGAGCCAUUUCAGAACGGCUCUUGUCAUCAGUACGGUAACUGUCUGCACUGCUUGACCGAUUCUUCGUGUGGUUGGUGCGACAUCACGAAUCAGUGUCUACCGCGCUACAUCAACGAGACGGAAGUCUGCGCAAUGGAUAUAGAAUUGGACAAAGAGCGGAACGAGACGAUACGCGAAUGGCACUACUUGACGAUCACACCAUCGACGUGCGCCAAUUGCUCCAAUUAUAUCUCCUGCGAGUCGUGCGUGAACACCAAUUUGUGUGAAUGGUGGACGGAGGAGGCAAGAUGCACGCGAAUCGGUCGACUACCUAACGCGGUGGUGAAAUUGGAUCAGUGUCCAAUCCCUUGCCAGCAACGUUCCAACUGUACUCAAUGCCUCGACGAGCGCGGCAGAUGCGUAUGGUGCGAAGCCACGCGCGAAUGUUUCUCCUUUUCCGUGUACACGUCCGAGUACCAGUUUGGCUUAUGUAGAGAGUGGUUGGAUCAGGCGGGUCUGAUGGGCGUGACAUCGCGCAGUGACUCGUCCCUAACCGGCAAUGAUCAGUGUAAAAGUUGCAGUCGACACACUAACUGCUCCAGCUGUCUGCACUCGCUCAGCUGCGGUUGGUGCUACAGUCUGGAGAACCCGAUUACUGGCGCUUGCGUACAGGGCGACUUCAAUCAGCCGCAUGUCAACUGCAGCGCGGUUAUUAACGAUUACUGGAACAGCAGUCUAAGAAGCGACGAGUCCGGCUGGGCGUACGCGCAGUGUCCGGACGUAGACGAGUGCGAUCUUGGUCUGCACGAUUGCCAUCCCGACGCUCUCUGCACCAAUACUCACGGCAGCUUUAGCUGCCAGUGCAAGCGUGGUUUUAACGGCGACGGCAAGGAGAACUGUACCAAGACCUGCUACGAGCGAUGCGUCAACGGAUACUGCAGCGAGGCGCCAGAUUACAAGUGCGAGUGCAAUCUUGGCUGGACUGGGCCGGACUGUCGGACAAACUGCGGCUGUUACAAUCACUCCACGUGCCAGCAGGGUCCAGGCAUUUGCGACGAAUGCCAGGACUGGACGACCGGACGCUACUGCGAGGAGUGCAAAGCGGGCAGCUAUGGGAAUGCGACGACGUCGUUAGGCUGUCGCGAGUGCGAUUGCAACGGGCACGGCGACGUGGAACUUGGUGCGUGCGAUCAACAGACCGGCGUGUGUUUUUGCCGUGACAAUACUGAGGGUGACAAAUGCCAACGCUGCAAGCAUGGUUACUACGGGGACCCACGCAAUGGUGGAAUGUGUUACUACGGCUGCAUGUCGCGAGGUAUGCUGGGUGGCGAGGGAAAUGGCAAGCAGGGCCUCGGCAGUCGGCACUCGCAGUCUUCGCUUUGGGGCAGCUACACGGGUGAUUCGCCGACGAGAGAAUGCCUGUGGAUCGUCAGUCCCGAAACGGAUCUCUCCUCGGACGCGACCACACCUACUAUUCAGAGCGUGAUUCAGUUUACGAUUCAUGAUGACAUCAAUGUCAGCUGUCAGGAGAACAGCGUAUACGUGUACGAUGGCCUACCAGAAUUUGUCUCGUCCACCGGUGGCCAUCAAAGUCAGCUGCUGGGCGUGUAUUGUACCGAGAGCACCGACUAUCCGGUGACGGUGGAAGCCAAGUCCGGUUUCUUGACGGUGCAUUACAAGCAGCUGGACGAAGUGGAGGGUUUCAACGCGAGUUACGUGGUGAUGACGUGCAACAGCUGUCCGGACAACCGCGAAUGCCGCAACGGCAACUGUCUCUGCAAGCCGGGCUACGUCGGCAUCAAUUGCGACGUGGAGAUCUGUCCAAACAAUUGCACUGCUUCUAAAAAACGCGGGGUUUGUGACAAGGGCUACGGCCGCUGCGUCUGUACACCGGGCUACGGCGGCCGGGAUUGCUCCAUUAAGCUCGAGAAGCACCAGCUGAUAUUCACGGAGCUAUUCAAUUCGGAAUACCUCGCGGAUCAUCUGGAUCACUUGAGAAAAACGUUGCCACGCUUCGGGCACAGUCUUGUGGCCGAUCGACGCGGCAGUCUAUGGAUGUUUGGCGGUUACUCACUCAGUCACGGGCCCCUGAACGACAUCAGAUUGUUUGACACGAAGAAUAAUACGUGGAUGCCGGUGACGGUGGAAUCAACGUCGGAGGCAUCGAUGCCGCAAGGCCGCUACUUCCACGCCGCCGAGAUUGUGCACAGUAGACAGCAAAUCUAUGUCUACGGCGGUUUGUCAAUGAAGGAUGAGGAUGUGCAGGGAUUGUCGAAUAACACCCUAAGCGAUUUCUGGAAAUUCAGUCUACAGAAUCAACGAUGGAGCCAGAUUGUGCAGGACGAGUCGAAGAAAGAGCCACUGCCUCUGGCCGGUCAUACGUUAACUCUGCGCAGAGACGGCGAGACGGAGAGCCUGAUCCUCAUCGGCGGUUUCAGCCCCAAAUACGGAUACCUGGAUACGGUCUGGGAAUUCAAUCUAGAAAUGGAGACCUGGGACACGGUGAACACCGUUGGAAACAGGCCUUUGGGCGUUUAUGGACAUUCCACCGUGUAUCACAGUAGAUCGGACAGCUUUUACGUAUUCGGCGGCUACACCUACGCAAUAAACCGUACGUUCAUCUCCAACAAGUUGUACGCAUUGAAUUACAAAACGCGCAUGUGGUCUGUACUACCGCCGUUUGAAGACGACGUCACUGAUAGCAGCAAUCUGCCGCAAGCGAGAUUCCUACACUCCGCGGUCACGACGGACGAGUACAUGGUGAUAUUCGGUGGUCGGCAAAAUCCGCACAACACCUCGGACUCGCUGAUAGCGUACAAGUACGCCUGCAACCUGUGGAUACGCUUAAUAACGAAGAACAUGGAGACGAUCGGCUAUCCGCCACCACCGGCGUACGCCCACGCGAUGACUCAUGCCGAUCCAGAAUCGAACGCUGUCUACGUUGUCGGCGGGUUCGAUGGUGGUAUCAAGAGUCACGUGACGUUAAUUAGCAUACCGGAGGAUCUGUGCAAUCUUUGGACGGACAAAAACACGUGUAGGAAAUACUUCGGUUGUUCGUUCUGCACGUUCACAACCAUAACCAGCACGAAUGCUUCCUACUGUUUCUCAAACGAAGUAUCGGACAACCGGGGUGACAAGUGCGACAUUAACGUUAUCGAAGCGCGCCGAUCGAAUGGAAUAUUCUGCAACUCGGACUGGAUAGCCGGUAGGAAAUGCCAGAACUUCAAAACCUGCAUGGAAUGCCUAGCGGAAUGGCCAUAUUACAAGGAUGACAAGCCGGUCUGUAAAUGGUGCACCAACUGCCCGCACGGUAAAUGCAUUCCAUCUGAUAGAGACUGCGAUGACUUGAACAAGUGCAGCAUCCGUCAGAUAUCGGUGACGAAUGUGAACCAAUGCGGUGAGCGAUUGUGCCCGGCGAGCGAUUGUGAGAAGUGCAACAGUCUGGGCGAUUGCGUGUGGACGAGACAGGUGGUGAAAACAUCUGAACUGGGCGUGAAGCUAACGGGCGAGCCAAUCUAUGACUGGAACUGCGUACCGGACGACAUCUUCGAGCGGUCCAGCAUUAAAAUGAGUAGCACGCAAUGCGAGAAGAGGUGCUCCGAUCACAAGGACUGUACGAGUUGCCUGAAGGGCACCGGCGCCGAGGGAGGAUGGAGCGAGUGCAGGUGGUCCACUCAGUUGAACGAGUGCAUCUCUCCAUCGUAUCAGCCGCUCUAUUGCGCCGGGGGCGUCUGCGGUCUGGUGCUGCGCAGCGCGGACAUUGAUCACUGCCCGGAGCCGUGCUUGGUCUUCAAACAGUGCAGCACCUGUCUGAAGCAUUCGCAUUGCGGAUGGUGCUCGCUGGACUCGGCGAAUGUCACCGGUCAAGGAAUAUGUACGGAGGGCUCGCUCGAGGCACCAACCGAUCAUCCGGCCGGCGGUACUUGCGAGAUGCUUUAUCACCAGCAUUUCCCGGAAACUGAAGCGCCAAUCACGACGACAUUACAUCCCUAUCAUACGGACUCUCCAGAGCUAUCCAGAGCUCUAGAGGACAAUGCGACUGUAUCGUUGUCUAGUUCAGUAGCGAUGGCGAAACCCGAAUUUUCAUGGCAUUACGUUCGCUGUCCCCCGGAGAACGAGUGCAUAAACGGGCAUCACACGUGCUCACCAAAAAGCGAGAAGUGUUUCGACCUGGAGGAAGGUUUCGAGUGCAAAUGCGGAGACGGCUAUAAAACCGAGACCACCUGGAUGAAUGAGUUUGGAAGAAAGAUCUGUGUGCCGAUGUGCACGCAGGGUUGCGUGAGGGGCACGUGCGUGGAGCCAAACGAUUGUCGUUGCGAUUUCGGUUACGUCGGCGCGAACUGCUCUAUCCAGUGUCAGUGCAACGGUCACAGUAACUGCGCCGGCCCAGACAAGCUCGAUGUCUGCCUGGAGUGUCACAACAACACGAUGGGACCGCAAUGCGAGAAGUGUUUGCCUUUGUACGUCGGUAAUCCCGCGGACAACGGCCAGUGCGUCCCUUGUCUCGAGUAUUGCAACGGACACACUCGGAUUUGCAUCAACGAGAGCAUGACUGUACCCGAUCCGGACUCGGUGGAUAAGAUGUCGAUGGAACUGUUACGAAAGCAGCUGGUGGAGGGACCGAUGACAAAAGCAAAGUGUGUCAAUUGCGGUAACAAUACGAAGGGUGACAAAUGUGGCGAGUGUAUGACUGGCUACUUCCGGGGUACGGAAGAUCUGCGGGACGUGUGUCGACCCUGCGAAUGUCACGGUCAUGGGUUCACGUGUGAUCCUGUAACUGGCGAGAAGUGCAAUUGCGGCAACAACACGGAGAGUGAGCCGUCCUGCGUCAACGGUCCCCAGAAAGGUACCAACACGGGUACACCGUGUUGGAUGGUCCAGUGCAGCAAAUGCCGAGAGAACUAUGCCGGUACUCCGACUAUGGGCCAUCAGUGCUACAAGACCGUCACAGUCGACAACAAGAUGUGUUUUGACUCGAAGUUAAUAGCAUCUUACGACGAGUGCAAAAUGAAGCCGAAACCCUUGAAUCCUGGCCAGACUGUCUUCUACAUGGUACAGCCGCGAUUUAUGAACGUGGACAUCAGAGUGAUGGUGGAUGUCACUCAAGGCGCCUUGGAUUUAUUCUUGAGUCCUCGGGACGACUCCUUCGUCGUCACUUUGAAUUCGUCGACUGGAUACCAAGACAUCGAGAUAGACAGCAGAUUCAGGUGGCGACCUGACCAUCCCGAUACAUGGUUGGAGGAUGAGCCCAAUAGCAAAAUCCGAGUCGUCGAGUUUCAUCCUCACAGCAGCUUUGGCGCGAUGAACGGUACUACCACAGAACCGACGUGGAACACCGGACCACAGUACUUCGUGAUGGAGCGCUACGCGGAAAACCUGGCGACCUUUCUAACGAUCGAAAGACGGAACACGUUCCUGGUAAUCCGCAAUCUCACGAAUCGAUUGGUGCUGACGUUGCCGCAGGACAAGCACGAGCUGGACCAGACAAAGUUCCAUAUCGCUUUGCGAGCGAUCGAUCCGACGAAUCCGGAAGUGAAUGGACGUGCCGCUUACGGGAUGAUCUUCUUCCGGCAAGAUCAGCUGCACAUUGACCUGUUCGUCUUCUUCUCGUGCUUCUUCUCCUGCUUUUUCUUGUUCCUCGCGGCGUGCGUGGUCGCGUGGAAAACGAAACAGGCGGCGGAUGUGCGCCGGGCCCGGCGUCGUCACGUUGUGGAGAUGUUGCACAUGGCAAAGCGGCCGUUCGCGUCCGCAACGAUCUUGUAUGAUCGCGACGGCGGUGAGUGCAGCCCGAGCUCACCGCAACGUAAGGGCAGGCGCGGUAAGCAUAUCAGCUUUCACAGCGAUGUAAGGCCGGUUGCUGUGGAGCCUACCGAUGAUGGUGUCGCGGCGGUCGCAACGGUGUUCAUCAGGUUACCUGGUGGUCGCCAAACGCCCGUCAAGUUAGCCCUGGGCAGCUCGCUCAUACUUUUGACCAGGGUCUAUCCGGUCAACAGCCGAGUGUUUUUGAGACGUCGAAACAGCCACGCGACGAACUGAACCCACGUCAUGGUGGAACCUCGAUCUCGGCAGCUUUCGAGUUCCACACCUGGAGUACCGAUAUUCUCGCUGAACCCUGCUCGAUCGUCGACGAGAGUUUCCUAUGUUUAAGUACGGAUUGAUCUAAUAAAUUAUUUGUGCAACGGCACAAAUGCACUUGCAGCUGGGACUUAACGGACCUGAAAUUAGAUUUAACGGACGGACUCUCUUCGGAACAGUUUUAACACGACAAAGAUAACGAACAAUGAAAUUUUAAUAAUACGCGUAUUUUGAUGUAUCGAAACAUCUCGCUUGCGAUUUUAUCUUUUCUUUGGAAACUGUUCUCUUUUAUCAUUGAUCUCAUGUAUUACUUAAUUGGCAAGGAACAUAUUUCUCGCACAGAUAAUAUUGAAUUUAUCAGGUGUAGAUGUUUAAAAGCAAAAUUUUCAUAUUCUAUCAGAACGAGCACUAAAUUCGUUGAUUCCAUGGAUUUUCAUGAGUGACAUUGAAGACAUCUAAACGCAUAAAGUUUCGUAAACUCCUAUGAAUUUAUGUACGAGUGUAUUUUAUGAUCCAUCGAGUCUAGAGGAACGCGUGUUGAAGGAGCUCUCAUAAAUUCUUGCAAUCUACAAGAUCUGAACGACAAAUCCAAGAUUAUCGUGGAUCUGCGAAUCGAAUGAUCAUUAUUGUUUUUCUUGUAGAUUAGAGAUAUCUAAUAUUGUACAAUAAUUACGCGAGAAGAGAGUGAUGAUAUGUAAGAUUAUUUUAAUCUAAGUAUAUAUAUAUUGUCGUACCAUUCCAUGACGAGACUGUACGUUUGUAUAUACAACAAUCUGUAAUUAUGUAUUAAUUCGUACUUUAUACAUUUUUGUAGAAGCAUUUUACGAGGUGAUUUCACGUUACGGAACAUUCGUGAUUACCCCCGUUUCGCGCGAUUUAUAUCGAUCAGUUCAGAACGAGCAGUAUUAGAAUCGUUGAUUAGAGAUGGAGCGUGACGAUGCGUACGUUAACGAACGUUCCUAUGCCAAACGGAUUAGGAUGAAUGUGUACAUAUAUAUGUAUGUGUAUAUAUAAUAUGUGUGUGUGUAUAUACAUGCAUGUAUAUGCAUAUAUGUAUAAUCUUUUAAAUAUAAUAAUAUAUUAUUUAUCAUAAGCCAAUUAUAAGGAAGAGAACAAAGAGUUUUAUUUGUGAAAGAAUUAUGUAUAAUACGUAUCCAUACACAAAAGCUGGUUUGCAAAUGCAUUGAUUGCAGAGUUUUAUAACUGACAUCGCUCUUGCGUAUCGAUUAAAAGAUUUGUGCUCGAUAAGACGCCUUUUGGUCAGAAAUAACGACUACGUAUUAAUCAAAACGUAUAGAUAAUGUGAAUGUUGUAAUGGUAUCGACAUUGACGUGUUUAGUGAUAAACUGAUGUAAGAGUAAACUGACUGUAAGAGGCACGAGAAAAGGAUAAUGUGGAGAUCGCUGUUUUAUACAUAGUUUAAGAUCUGUUGUAAUAUCCUUUCUACUUUUAUAGAUCUGGAAAACUAUAAAACUGAAUUAGUAUAAAGAUUAAGAUAUAUAUGACUAGAUAAAGAUCUGAAAAAAAUAAUAAUAGGAUAAAAGAUGCGCGGUAUGUGGAAUCAGUUUAUAAUUUGUAAUUUAUGCUUUGCAUAAUUUGGUCUUUUACUAACAAAUGCAAAAGUCAUAAUAACUGUUCAUAUAAUGUAACGUAUACAGGGUGUAAUUUAAUUCGCGGCCACUAUUCACACAGUGAUGUUUCUCAUGAAAAACUGAGUCGAAAAGUCCUGAACCAUUUUCUUCUAUAAUGUUUAAGAAAGUAGUAAUUAUUGAGAAAAGUCAAUCCAAUCAGCGCUAAUCUUUAACCGGGCGUACGUCAGUGAGCCUGGUAUUGUAUGGUGGCGUACUCCACCGCUGAGUUCAUGCUGUUAAGACAGUCUGUGUGACUUCUAAAGGACGGCGUUGAUAGGAUUGACUUUACUCAAUAAUUACUAUAACUUUAUUAAACAUUAUAGAAAAAAAUCAUAGGACUUUAGGACUUUUCGACUUAGUUUUUCAUGAGAAACAUCACUGUGUAAAUAGUGGGCGCGAAUUAAAUUACACUCUCUAUAGUUUUGCGUCGAAAGUCAGACAUAUCGCUCAUUUGCUGCAACAAUGACAUAACUUAAAACUUGUGAUUUUUCAGAAGACACCAUUUAAAGUUUUGAAUUGUUAUAACUUUGUACGAGAAUUUUAAAAUACCAUAUUGGCAUAAUUGAAUAAAGUAACGUAACAUGGUAGAAAGAAAAAACUAUUAUAAUGGAUUUAAUCGCUACUGUGGAUUCUCCUAUAACCCGAAAACAACCCUUCUUUAGAACCCUUCUUAUGACAUAUUCUUGUUAAAAAUAACUUUUAGAAUACGACAUAAGUAAAAAUAUUAUGUUCUUGUUAGGAAAAAAAGCGUAUUUGGCAAUCUUUCUCCCUGUACUAAUGACUCAAUAAGGGCGAUUUUUGAGUUAUGUCAUUGUUGUAGCAAAUGAGCGAUAUAGUUUCAGUAUCUCAGAGAUACUUGACUUUGUAGCGAGAAGAAGCGAUCGUUCUGUCAUUAUGUUGUUCUCGUGGCUCGUUUAUCUUGGAACUAGAAUAACGUAAUGAUGUUGUGUAGCGGGAUGAGAAUCUAAGGCCUCUUUUAUGUGUAUGCGUUUUCCUGUUGUAUAUCGCAUAAACGAGGCAUGCAUGAGCGAACGGGCUCAGACACAUCGCAUGUAUGCCAUUAAUCGUUUGAAAGAGUGCACGAGUGCUCCUCGACCGUAAAAGCUAUUCGUUGAUUAAUUAUUAAGCUAACAUUGAUAAUGUUAACAUUGAUAACGACGCGACCAAUCUGUUGAAUCUCAGAGUUUUUUCUCGUCAGAGUAAGUCUCGUCAUCGCGCGCAACGCAGAUAGAACUUUCGUUAUGAUUUAUAUAGUUCAUAUUAUAUAGUCAACUCUCAGCGAUGCCGACACGUAGCAGCUACGGCAUUUCCAUGAUUUACAAAUCCAAAUUGAACUCUUCAAUCCUCAGCGUUGUCCGUAGAUCCUCCGAGAUCUGCGCAACUCUUCACAGACAUUUCUUCGCGGCGAAUCCGCGAAUCGAGGAUUCUGAGGAUUUGCGUGUGACGAGUGAAGAGAGAUCGUUGGGAAAUGUAAGAUCAAGAUCGAACUCGCGAUAUUAUCCACGUGCAACGUUGGAUAAUGGAAUCAUCAUUUGGUCCUCACUGAUACAUUCGCACGCACGACCAAUCGCGCUAUCCUAAAUACUCAUUCGCGUGAUGCGGUGUAAACGUAUGAGUUAUAAAUAUACAGAAUCGACAGCACACAUGUACAUUUUACGUAGGUUUACGUGUAUCUAUAGAGAGAAAUAUGAAAUAUAUACGUACACACAUAAGCAUACGAAUAUACAUAUAUAUAUAUAUAUAUAUAUAUAUAUAUAUAUAUAUUAUAUAUAUAAAUACGAGACGGUGUAUGUAUACUUUUUCGGUUGUACAGAUCUGAGCGUUAUUUCCGAAAUAUUCUAUUUUAUAUAUAAUUAUUACACACAUCGCGUCGUCGAUGGCAGAGAGCGAUAAUCUUCCAAUGCCGGCAUUGUAUCGCGUAGAAAAUUGGACAGCAUCAUGAUCGAGGAAACGCCGCUUCGCGCGCGUGAAGGAAGUGUGCAAAGGUUGUGAAGCGUCAAAAAAAAGGAGAGAAAAAAAAGCGGCGUUCGUCAGACUUUCGGCAUCUAGGUAAAGUUUAUCGUUUAACUCACGCCGCGAGGAAAAACGUAAGGUUGUGCAAAUGAUGAUUAAUGAAUUGUAUAUUGCGGAAGCUUUAAUAAACGUAUGUAAAAUUGAA
Molecule: messenger RNA, 13882 nt
Organism: Ooceraea biroi (clonal raider ant)
Lineage: Eukaryota; Metazoa; Arthropoda; Insecta; Hymenoptera; Formicidae
Gene: Megf8
Product: multiple EGF like domains 8
Molecular function (GO): protein binding; calcium ion binding
Source: RefSeq, a predicted model, not a curated record